Molecule: messenger RNA, 564 nt
Organism: Penicillium diatomitis
Lineage: Eukaryota; Fungi; Ascomycota; Eurotiomycetes; Eurotiales; Aspergillaceae
Exons: 1
Coding region: 1-564 (187 amino acids)
Source: RefSeq, a predicted model, not a curated record
AUGGCGACUAAAGGUAUUGCGACAUCAUCUCUCGUUUCCGAUGGUAUCUACCCCCGUCAACCUUCGCCAGAAACAAUCGGAAUCUACCGCCUCAUGUCAGAGGUCUCACAUGGUCUCAGUGGGUGUCCAAAUUGCUCAUGCAAGAACGCCGUAUGCGAGUUCCAUUCGAAAGAUGAACCUUUGCUCUGCAAAGAAUCCGAGGUUGACUACGGGUUCCUUUCAGUCAAUACCUGGGAGCGCUGGCGACUGUUGAACUUCUAUUCCGAUCUCUUCGCAAAUCCGAAGUUUAAUCCGCAGAAGAUGCAAGAAGCAAAGCGAAAUCCAGAUGUACAGGCACUCGAAACAUAUAUCGAAUCCUUGGUUCCGGGGUUCCGCCGCGAAAUCUGGAAUGAACACCUGACGGAUGGAAUGUUUCCCAAACUUAACCCUCGAUUGAAAUUUUGGGGUAAUUAUCCGUCUUGCAAAUGCUUCAUUCAUAAACUUCCUGUUUCUGAGGGGUUGGACCAUCUCGUCAAUGCAGAAAUUGAUUGGAUCCGCGAGCAAUACGAGGAGAGGAAUAGAUAG